Molecule: messenger RNA, 3442 nt
Organism: Pristis pectinata (smalltooth sawfish)
Lineage: Eukaryota; Metazoa; Chordata; Chondrichthyes; Rhinopristiformes; Pristidae
Product: zinc finger protein 229-like
Exons: 3
Coding region: 2175-3353 (392 amino acids)
Biological process (GO): regulation of transcription by RNA polymerase II
Cellular component (GO): nucleus
Molecular function (GO): DNA-binding transcription factor activity, RNA polymerase II-specific; RNA polymerase II cis-regulatory region sequence-specific DNA binding
Source: RefSeq, a predicted model, not a curated record
UCGUACCGGUAGCCUACUGGAACAGUUGAUGAAGUGAGAGACUGCUCCCAGGAGGAAUCCUGGCAGGAGACCGAUCUCGAAACUAGUUUCAGCAAGGACAAGCUGGGCUAGAAACCUUCGAUUAGCAAGAGGGGUGUGUGAUGGAUAUUCACUAUCCAGGCCCCAGAGGCUAAACUCAGCUUUUUAAGACAGCAGAAGAAACUGUCUAAAGUUCAAGAUGUUUACUGUUAAAUGUUGAAUCUUUAACCAGUACUAUUUACCCAUCCUCUUCAGAAGCAACACUGUCCAUGUUGACCUAAUUAAACCUCCUGCCUCCUGACCUGAUCAAAACAGUUGAGAAAACACCACAUGCAGUUGAGGUCCUCACUAGAUGACUGGCAAAAAAAACCCGAUAUAAAUAUCAGAAGGCAGUAAGGGUGGGGAGGGGUUACAGAGAUGAAGACAUAGAGUCUGCUCCUCAGCCUCGACCCGAGAAGGGUCUCUUCCCAGAGCGACCUUUUUGCGACGGACGAGUUGUUCGUCUGCAACUCAUUGGUAUGUUUGUCUAGUUUGUAGGAAUUGUACUUGUGUUUGGAAAUCCUUUGUAGAAUUAUAACCUCUGUUCGAAUUUACUCCUCUAAUAAACGUGCCCCAUUUGAAUAACUGUGUUUAAUCUGCUUCGUUAGCUGGAAGUAUCUCCUCCUUGGUUGGGGGGGGGGGGGCACCGCUGGAAAUAAUGAUUAUUGACAGCUAACUCCUUCAGAAAAGAGACUAAAGUAGUUAAGUAAAUUAGGUUAAUACAGUAUCAUCUCCCUAAAGUGAGGGUACUGAUCGAUACCUAUAACUAAUAAGACAAGGUCUCGACUUAAGUUUAGGGCUCUAGAACGGGUACACUCAAUAUCAUCACAACUGACUCAAUCACAACUGAGUCUGCUCUGCUCGGCUUGACCCAGCCCCCGAUUUUUGCUGCAUGGGGAAGACGGGUGGAGAGAGAAUGCAGGCGGUAAUGCCCCAUUCUCAUCCGGCAGAAGAUACCUGCAGCCCUGCAGCGGCCGACAAAUCCACUCCCAUCCAUCCUGCCGUCUCCCAAAUGCCCGAUUAAAUUGGGCGUUCGUUACCCGAGGAGGAUCUGUACUGAAUUAACCAGCGAUUGUAAGAAAUUGGUUAGAAUUACGUUCUGCCUGCCAUAAUGUAGCAGACAUAGGAUGGAGAUGAAUUUCUGAGUGCAGUCAAUUUUCAGAACGCUGCUCCACAGUCCCUCUUGACUGACAAAAUCAAAGGCAUUAAAGACCAUGCAAUGGUUGGUGCUGCUCCCUUUAUUUCUCUCGGAGCUGUCAUGAGAUGAUGACUCUGAUUCAGGGAGGAAGCAGGAGAGGACCCUCGCGAACACACAGCAAGGAGAAGCCUCUUUAGUUACUUAUGCAUUUGGAGGAUUCUGCAGGCAGUUUUAAUGCGGACUUUCCACUGAUCACUGUCCUAACACCAUGCAACUUUUUGCUUCACUCAACAAGCUUCCAUCUGCUUAAAGCCGCAACAGAACUGCAGAGUGUGUGCCAACUCGGGUCUUGCCCAGGCUGGAUCCCGCCCCCUCCCCCAUCCUGAUUGGUUGGAGGAGGACUUUGGCCGUCGGGACCCUCUCCCUGCUUUCCAUUGGUCCAACCGGCACGUCAUUCACAGGGGGAGGGGGCAACAUCUGCUGAGCAUGCGCGGACCGUGGCGACAAUGAGUGACGCAGAAGAUUCUGUCACUCACCUGCAAACCAGGGCCAAUUAACUUACCAACCUGCACAUCUUGGGGGAGGAAGAGACCAGAGUACCCGGAUGAAACCCAUGUGGUUACAGGGAGAAUGUACAAACUCCAGACAGGCUGCACCCAAGGGUGUAAUAAGCAGAGAAUUUGCAGAUGGGAAGCUUGAACCAAACUUCACAUCAAAAUAUGACCGUCUUUCAAUAUUAUCACUCUUUGAAUAUAAAAGGAGAAAUUUUAAUCUGUUCUGUCUGUGGCAAAAGAUUUCAGACAUCAAUAUUACUGGAAAAACACUGAGACACAUUUAAUGCACAUGUUGGAAAGGACAUCAGUUACAGAGCCUGAAAGAUCAUCUAACCAUUCACAGCAGUGAGAAACUGUGUUCUGUGUGUGUGUGAUCGAGGCUUCAUUUGACUGUGUCUCCUGAAGGAAGACAAGGACCUUGGAUCAUGGAGGCACCAUGGAAAUGUGGGGACUGUGGGAUGGGAUUCAAUGAUCCAUCUGAUCUCGAAACUCAUCAACGCACUCACAGCAAGGAGAAGAGGUUCACCUGCUCCAUGUGUGGGAAACAAUUUGGUCAGUUAUCUGACCUCCUAAGACACCAGCGAGUUCACACCGGAGAGAGGCCAUUCACCUGCUCAGUGUGUGGGAAGGGAUUCACUCAGUCGUCCAACUUGGUGGCACAUCAGCGACUUCACACCGGAGAGAGGCCAUUCACCUGCUCCCUCUGUGGGAAGGGGUUUGCUUAUUCCUCCAAUCUGCUGAGACACCAGCGAGAUCACAUUGGCGAUAGACCAUUCACUUGCUCGGUGUGUGGGAAGGCUUUUAUUCAGUCAUCCGACCUCCUGAUUCACCAGCGGGUUCACACCGGGGAAAGGCCGUUCACCUGUUCGGUGUGUGGGAAGCAGUACACUCGUUCAUCCAACCUCCUGACACACCAGCGAGCACAUACUGGGGAGAGGCCGUUCUCCUGCUUUGUUUGUGGGAAGGGAUUUGCGCAGCUAUCCCACUUAAAGUCACACCAACGAGUUCACACUGACCGGAAAACCUUUGAUUGCUCUAAUUGUGAGAAGAGCUGUAAGAGCUCAGAGGAUCUGCUGAGGCACCAGCGAGCUCACACCACAGAGAGACUGUUCUCCUGCUCUGAGUGUGGGAAGGGAUUCACUCAGUCAUCACACCUGCUCAAACACCAGCGAGUUCACACUGGGGAGAGACCAUUCACAUGCUCCAUGUGUGGGAAGGGAUUCAAAUGUUCAUCCAACCUGCUGAUGCAUCAGCGAAUUCACACGGGGGAGAGGCCGUUUACCUGUUCCAUCUGUGGGAAGGGAUUUGCCCAGUCAUCCAGCCUGCUUACUCACCAACGCGUUCACACUGGGGAGAAGCCGUUCUCCUGCUCCGUGUGUGGGAAGGGAUUCACUUGUUCAUCCAACUUGCUGGUACACCAGCGAGUUCACACUGGGGAGAGGCCGUUCUCCUGCUCUGUGUGUGGAAAGGGUUUCACUCAGUCGUCCCACCUGCUGAUGCACCGGCGGGUUCACACUGGAGAGAGGCCGUUCUCUUGCUCGGUGUGUGGGAAGGGAUUUGCCCGUUUAUGCAAUCUGCAGACACACCAGCGAAUUCAUAAGUGAUUGCUGGAUUUGUGUUCAGUUGUGGUUGUUGAUCCCUUAUCAUUCUGACAGUCAGGGUUUGAUUCUGUUGAUGUUAAACUGUUGAGAAG